Messenger RNA from Tauraco erythrolophus (red-crested turaco), 510 nucleotides. NCBI's taxonomy places the organism in Eukaryota, Metazoa, Chordata, Aves, Musophagiformes, Musophagidae. The record is from RefSeq and is a predicted model, not a curated record.
AUGGGGAAGCAGAACAGCAAACUGCGCCCUGAGAUGCUCCAGGAUCUGCGGGAAAACACUGAAUUCUCCGACCUGGAGCUGCAGGGCUGGUACAAGGGCUUCCUAAAGGACUGUCCCUCCGGCAUCCUCAACGUGGAGGAGUUCAAGAAGAUCUACGCCAACUUCUUCCCCUAUGGCGAUGCCUCCAAGUUUGCCGAGCACGUCUUCCGCACCUUUGACACCAACGGCGACGGCACCAUCGAUUUCCGAGAGUUCAUCAUCGCCCUGAGCGUCACCUCCCGUGGGAAGCUGGAGCAGAAGCUCAUGUGGGCCUUCAGCAUGUACGACCUGGAUGGCAACGGCUACAUCAGCAAAAGUGCAGGUACCGGGCUCCCCGGCCUCGCUGAGGCUCCUAGUGCCAUCUACAAAAUGGUCUCCUCUGUGAUGAACAUGCCCGAAGACGAAUCGACUCCCGAGAAAAGAACGGAAAAAAUCUUCCGACAGAUGGAUACUAAUAACGACGGUAAAUGA